GACGUCAGUCGCCGCCACUCAGAGCCGUUUGAGCGGCAGCAGCUUUAACGCUGAGGACACACACACACACACACACACACGGCACCGAGCUCGCACUGUACGGACACACACCCCGAGGCCGCCCAUGGCGUGUUAGCCGUGCUCUCCACCUGCCGCCUGUCUUUUCUCUCCUCUCCUCAGAAGAUGGAGCUCCGGCUGGCGUGUGGAUGGGUGACGCUUCUCCUCUGCGCGCUCCCGCGGCUGCGCGCGGCUGGCGACCUGCCGCUGUGUCAGGAGACAGACUACUACUUUGAGUAUACGGAGUGUGACAGUACAGGCUCACGCUGGAGAGUGGCUAUUCCUCACAGACAGGGCAGCUGCAGUGGCCUACCGGAGCCUGUCAGAGGCACUGACUGCACCUUCUCCUGUGAGGCAGGAGAGUUUUUGGAAAUGUCCUCUCAGCAGUGCACAGCUUGUGCUGCAGGCUCCUAUUCGCUGGGGAGCGGCGUGCGCUUUGACCAAUGGGACUCCAUUCCUGCUGGAUUUAGUAGCCUGGCAACCUACAUGGAGCCUGAGGGAUCUGGGGAUGAAUCUCUGUCCUGUAACAAUUCGUCAUGGACACCUCAGGGAACUCACCUGGAGUCGAACCGGGACGAGUGCACGGUAUCACUGGUGUAUGCGGUUCACCUGAUGAAACAGGGUUCAGUUUCUUUCGACUAUCAGUAUGUCGACAACAAUGUCUUCUUCGAGUUCUUUAUUCAGAAUGACCAGUGCCAGGAAAUGGACCAGACAGCAGACCAGAAGUGGAUCAAACUCACCUCUAAUGGUGAAUGGGGAACACAUACGGUGAAUCUGAAAUCAGGCACUAAUAUUUUGUAUUGGAGGACGACAGGCAUCUUGCUGGGAGGGAAACCUGUGAAGCCCGUCCUGCUGAAAAAUAUUCAGAUUGAAGGUGUGGCGUACACCUCUGAAUGUUUCCCUUGCAGACCAGGUACCUUCAGUAAAACCCCAGGCUCCUCAUCCUGUGAUCUUUGUCCCAGGAACACCUACUCCAACAAAGGAGCCAGCUCCUGCACACCCUGCCCAGAGGCGCAGUACUCAGAGGAAGGCUGGGCAGAGUGUAAGGAGAGGCCUCCAUGUUCAGAGAAAGAUUACUUUCAGAUCCACACCGCCUGCGACAGCAACGGCAAAACACAAGUGUUGUAUCGAUGGGUGGAACCAAAGGUCUGUGUGGAAGACAAUGUAACAGGAGCAGUAACGCUGCCCCCCUCAGGAGAGAAGGAGGACUGCCCACCCUGUAACCCAGGCUUCUACACACACAACUCCUCCACCUGCCUGCCCUGCCCACCUGGGACGUUCUCCGACGGCAUCACAGACUGCCAAGCGUGUCCUGCAGGGACGGAGCCAUCACUGGGGUACGAGUACAAGUGGUGGAACAUUUUACCCAGAAAUAUGAAAACUUCCUGUUUCAAUGUGGGAAACUCCAAAUGUGAUGACAUGAAUGGCUGGGAGGUAGCUGGGGACCACAUCCGCAGUGGAAUCGGAGGUUCUGAUAACGAUUAUCUCAUCCUGACUCUACGAGUGCCUGGUUUUAAACUCCCGACGUCUGUAGCGGGGGUGACAGCCAGCGAGUUUGGCAGAAUUACAUUUGUCUUUGAGACCAUCUGCAGCGCAGACUGUGAACUCUACUUUAUGAUGGAUGUGAACAGGAAGAGCACUAACGUGGUGGAGUCGUGGGAGGGCACCAAAAGCAGACGAGCAUACACACACAUAAUGACUAAGAACGCAUCGGUCUCUUACACGUGGGCCUUCCAGCGCACCAACAAACCUUCUGAUGUGCGUCGCUUUGUGAAUGAUAUAGUGAAGAUCUACUCCAUCACAGUCACAAAUGCUCUAGACGGAUCGGCCUCAUCCUGCCAUGCCUGUGCACUGGUGAGUCAGGAGAGCGGCUCGUCCUGUGUGCCCUGCCCUGCCGGACACUUCAUAGAUAAAGACACCAACCAGUGUCAGGAGUGCCCACCCAACACCUUCCUCUCAGGACACCAUAUCUACGGAGAGGAGGCCUGCCAGCAGUGUGGCCCUGGCAGCAAGAGCAAUAAGGAACAUUCAGUCUGUUUCAGCGACUGCUCCUUCUCCCACACGGAUCAGAACCGAACUCUGACCUACGACCUCAGUGCCUUAAGCUCGGUGGGAUCCAUCAUGAAUGGACCAAGUUUCACCUCCAAGGGAACCAAAUACUACCAUCAGUUCAACAUCAGCCUGUGUGGACCAGAGGGCAGGAAGGUGGCCGUGUGUACAGAUAACGUCACAGAUCUGUCCAGUAAGGACUUGCAGAGUGAGUCAGCUGCCCUCAACAAUUAUGUGGAGACUUUUGUUUGCCAGUCCACCAUCAUCCCAGCAGAUGGGCGUGGCUUCAGGACAGCUCUCUCAUCUCAGUCCAUCAGUCUGGCGGAUACCUUCCUCGGAGCCACAGUGGAAAGCACUCUGGAUGGAGUGAGCGUUAGGCCGGACCUCUUCCCAGAAACAUCGCGGAAACUUCCAGACAUCAACUUCUUCUAUCGCUCUCCCCGAAUCACAGCGUCGUGUGAGCACGGCCGCAGUGCCGUCAUUACCCUGCGCUGCAACCCUGAGAAAGGAGAGCGUGGAGAACUCACUGUAUCAAGUAAGUGUCCUGCAGGGACCUGUGAUGGCUGUAUGUUUUAUUUUCUGUGGGAGAGUUCCAGCGCCUGUCCAAUCUGCACUGAGGCAGAUUACCACUCAAUAGAGGGAGCGUGUAAGGGAGGCAUGCAGGACACCCUGUAUGUGUGGAAUGAGCCAAAGCUUUGUACUAAAGGGGUGUCACUCCCUGAGAAGAGCUCCGCCCCCUGUGAAGCAGUCCCUCUGUGGCUGAAGGUUGGAAUAGGGGGAGGGGCAUUUAUGGCCGUCCUCCUCAUUUCUCUCACAUGUUACUUCUGGAAGAAGAACAAGAGAUUAGAGUACAAGUACUCCCGCCUCGUCAUGUCGGCUAAUAAGGAGUGCGAGUUGCCAGCAGCGGACAGUUGUGCUCUGGCAGAAGGAGAAGGAGAGGAGAACGAAGACGAUGUCGUUUACUCAAACACUCCAUCGCUACUGGGCAAACUGAAGGCUAUUGCCAGCAAGCAGGGAGAAGGCGAGAGCAGCGAGUCUGUCCAGCUGAAGUCCUCUCAGGCAGAGAGAUGGGUGUGGGGAUAGUGCACUGCGGUCAGGACGAGGGGAAGGAGAAAGCGACAGAGACUCUCUUCUGCUUGCUGGGGCAUCUGGGCUCUCCCACCUCUCUGCACUCAUUCUCCACUGGCUUUGACCAAGUUUGGACAAUCCUCAGAAAAGUCUCAGUUGUUUAAAUACAUGUUAAAUGCAGGAAGCCUUUGCAAGCUGAACUUUGCUCCUUAAUUCAAGUAUCA
Pygocentrus nattereri (red-bellied piranha) is the source of this 3398-nucleotide messenger RNA. RefSeq names its product endosome-lysosome associated apoptosis and autophagy regulator family member 2b (gene elapor2b). Bases 184 to 3189 code for a protein of 1001 amino acids. The transcript has 22 exons. The record is from RefSeq and is a predicted model, not a curated record. Gene Ontology annotation, biological process: positive regulation of BMP signaling pathway. NCBI's taxonomy places the organism in Eukaryota, Metazoa, Chordata, Actinopteri, Characiformes, Serrasalmidae.